AUGUUGCGCAGAGCCAACCUCCUCUCCGUCUCUGUUCUUCUUAUCUAUCGUCGGCUUCAAAGUGACUCGGUGUGUUGUGUGUGUCGCAUAGCUCCAGAGGCGCAUCCUCGAAGACGGCAUCAUGGGCGUCCCCUCCACCCAGGCUAGCAAUGCCAUUAUCUACCUCACCUACGGUGCAUUCCUCGUGUUUGGUUGCUACAUUGCGUGGAGAUUGAGAAAGUCGACAAAGGGAGAAUACUUGGCCAGCAACAGGACUCAGACUGCAAUUCCUCUGGCUCUAAACUUCAUCGCGUCCGGUUAGUACAUCAAAAGAAUAGCAUCUUACGAAUCAAAGAUGCGGCAACAUAGCAAUCGCGGACCCAGCAACGCUUAGCAGGAUGGAUGUUACUUGAAAUAGGAUGAGUUAUGAAGAGGUUUGUAUUAAGAGAGACACGGUUGGCUCUUCCUCGAAUUCUUUCUACUCAAGGUAGUCUUCACUUCUUUGUGUGACUAUUGAGACAGAAAGAGGCCGAGGAAGACCAACGCGGCUUCACUACGGGCGCUGAAUCAAAGCAGUCUUUGAGGAUCCAACUCCUGAGAUUGCCUCGGGAGAGAUCUUUGAAUCCUGCUUAGAUGAAGCUGAGACUGCACCGUAAAUACUCGAUCAAGUUAAUGCUUGCGUGGGAAAGUGUUGCCGCUUUGAACGAUUCCCCCCUUCCCUCAUCCAGGAUGUGAUGGCUAACCUUGGAUGUUUUGCUAUGUCACAGCCCUUGGAUCUGGUAUACUGUU
Messenger RNA from Amorphotheca resinae ATCC 22711, 768 nucleotides. RefSeq lists its product as hypothetical. The record is from RefSeq and is a predicted model, not a curated record. The coding region runs from base 122 to 301 and encodes 59 amino acids. The transcript has 4 exons. Lineage: Eukaryota; Fungi; Ascomycota; Leotiomycetes; Helotiales; Amorphothecaceae.